AUGAGUGAAUCAUUGUCUCAUAUAAACGACUCAAAGGCGGAAGGCAAGCACAUUGAUGAUGUCCUGAUUUCAAGCGAUAUCGAAAAAAAAGAUAGUUUUGUUGGUGCUGAAACAAAUCCCAAUGUCGAUGAUUACAUCUCCAAGUUUUUGGAGAUGUCGGAAGAUGCUCGUGCCGACGACCAAAAAGAAAAGCAAAUGACCUUGAAAGAAGGUAUAAAGACUUUUCCAAAAGCUAUGGCGUGGUCGGUUAUCUUAUCCACUGCUUUAAUCAUGGAGGGCUAUGACACGUGUUUAUUGGCAAGUUUCUACGCUUUUGAUGGUUUCAAAAGACAAUUUGGUGAUUAUUACCCAGAUCUUGGUGAAUACCAAAUUCCUGCAAAAUGGCAAACAGGUUUGUCAAACAGUUACAUGUGUGGUCAGUUGAUUGGUUUGUGGUUGGCCAGUGUGUUUGCUGAUAGGAUUGGUUAUAGAAAGACAUUGAUGCCCGCUUUGAUAAUGUGUGUUGGUUUGAUCUUUAUUCAAUUUUUUGCUCCUACACGUGAAGUUUUGCUUGUUUCAUAUGUCUUAUUGGGUAUCAAUUGGGGUUCGUAUCAAACAAUCACAGUCACUUAUGCCUCGGAGAUUGCCCCUGCUAGUUUGCGAGUGUACUUGACGACUUAUGUCAACUUAUGUUGGGUUUUUGGUCAAUUGAUUUCUGCUGGUGUAAUUAAAGGAAUCUCCACCAUGACUGAUAAAUACUCUUACCGUAUUGCUUAUGGUAUCCAAUGGGUUUGGCCGAUUCCUAUUUUGAUAGGGGUUUACCUUGCACCAGAAUCCCCUUACUUCCUUGUCCGAAAGGGAAGAAUUCAAGAAGCUAAGCACUCAUUGUACAGAUUGUUGACAGCCAAUUCUUACUUGCCCGACAAGAAUGUGGUUGUGGAGAGCAUGGUGACUAAAAUACAGUUGAUUGUGAAGGAAGAAGACGCUGUUGGAGAAGGAUCAACAUUUAAAGAUUGUUUCACCGGACCUAAUCUUAGAAGAACAAGAAUUGCUGCACUCACUUGGCUUUUUCAAAAUAUCACAGGGGCUACUUUGAUGGGUUACUCGACAUACUUUUAUGAGCAAGCUGGCUUAGCAACUUCAAAUGCAUUCACUUUUUCAAUCAUUCAAUAUUGUUUGGGGAUCAUUGGUACCAUUGCCUCUUGGACCUUAUCACAAAAGCUUGGGAGGUUUUCAAUAUACUUUGGCGGUAUGUGUGUGAUGAUUGUGCUUCUUCUAAUCACUGGUGGAUUGGGCUGCGCUUCAUCUGCUGGUGCUGGUUGGGGUGCUGGAUCUAUGUUGUUGGUGUACACUUUUGUCUAUGAUUCCUCCGUUGGGCCCAUGUGUUACUGUAUUAUUCCAGAAAUGCCUUCAGCAAAGUUGAGACAAAAGACAGUGAUGUUGUCAAGGAUGGUUUACAAUAUAUCCGGAAUUGUUGUCAACGUUCUUACUAAUUACAUGUUGAAUCCAUCAGCAUGGGGCUGGGGUGCCAAGACCGGUUUCUUCUGGGCUGGUUUUGCUAUCUGUGCUGCAACAUGGGCAUGGUUUGAGUUGCCAGAAACCAAAGGAAGAACAUUUGCUGAAUUGGACAAGUUAUUUGAGCAAAAAAUUCCAGCCAGGAAAUUCAAGUACACCAUUCCCAAGACUUUCGACGCUGGUGAAAUGAUGGAAAAGUUGGGUGAACAUGGAAUCAAAAACAUUGUCAAUGAACGAGAACAUCGUGAGUAUGCUGAUGAUGAAUCAUUGUAA
Molecule: messenger RNA, 1767 nt
Organism: Lodderomyces parapsilosis
Lineage: Eukaryota; Fungi; Ascomycota; Pichiomycetes; Serinales; Debaryomycetaceae
Exons: 1
Coding region: 1-1767 (588 amino acids)
Biological process (GO): carbohydrate transport; transmembrane transport
Cellular component (GO): membrane
Molecular function (GO): carbohydrate:proton symporter activity
Source: RefSeq, a predicted model, not a curated record